AGCAGGACCGAGUCAUUGACAGAGGAUGGCGUCAGAGCAGAAUCUGGAAACACUGGAUGAGAGUCAAAACAGCAGAGGUGGGACCAAGUCUUUGUUUUGCAAGUCACAAUACACUAUACUCCAGUCCAGAUGAGAGAUGCCCUGACUGAAGUCAAUGUUGAUAUGAAAGCUGAAACAGGUGCAAGUGUUAAUGCUCCUGUACUGACUGCAAACACCUUCACAGGACCAGUAACCAUUUAUGCCCCAAAUGCUGCAGGAAAUGAUCAACAGAAAUCCUCAAAGACAGAGGUAAAUCAACAAGAGGUAUUGAAGCUGCACAAAUUCUUGGAAACUCACAAAUCCUACAUGAGGAAGAAAACAGAACAUAUUUUUGAGGGCAGCAAAGAAGAUGAAACAGAUCUCAAGGCUGUUUACACAGAACUGUUCAUCACAGAGGGAGAUAUGAAAGAUGUCAAUCAGGAACAUGAGAGUCUGAAGAUUGAUGAUGUUUUCAAGAACAAAAAAACACAGGACAAACCAAUCAAAUGCAACAAUAUAUUUACUGAACUGCGGAAAAACAAUGAGAAAAAGAUUGUGCUGACUAAAGGCAUCGCUGGCAUUGGAAAAACUGUCUCUGUGCACAAGUUCAUCCUGGACUGGGCAGAAGGAGAAGCCAAUCAGGAUAUACACUGUGUGUUCCUGCUUCCAUUCAGAGAGAUGAACUUAAUGACAGAUGAAGAUUUCAGUCUUCACGAACUUCUGCUGGAAUUUUAUCCUGAACUGAAGGACCUGCAGAAAUCAAAGUUAUAUGAGGAAUGUAAGCUUGUGUUUAUAUUUGAUGGACUUGAUGAGAGUCGUCUGCCUCUGAAUUUUAAAGGCAGGUCUCUAAACACUAUUGAGAAAAAAGCGUCUGUAGAUGUGCUGUUCACAAGUCUGGUCAAAGGGGAUCUGCUUCCAUCAGCUCUUGUCUGGGUGACAUCACGACCAGCAGCAGCCAAUCAGAUUCCUCCUCGCUAUGUGGGUUUGUUCACAGAGGUGCAAGGAUUCACUGACCAACAGAAGGAGCAGUACUUCAGAAAGAGAAUCAAAGAUGAGAAUCUGGCCUCCAAAAUCAUCUCACACAUUAAGAUGUCUCGUAGUCUCUACAUCAUGUGCCACAUUCCUGUGUUCUGCUGGAUCACGGCCACAGUACUUCAGGAUAUUCUCAUUGAGAACAAUGCAGAAAACAUUAGCACAACACUGACCGAAAUGUACAUUCACUUCCUGCUGAUACAGAUGAAUAUGAAGAGCCAGAAAUAUGAUGAAAAAGAAGAAAGAGACUGUACAGAACACUUGCAAUUAAAUAGAGAGAUGAUUUUGAAGUUAGCCAAACUAGCAUUUGAACAGCUAAGGAAGGAAAAAAAUUUGUUUUAUAAGGAAGAUCUAAAAUCAUGUGGUAUUGAUGUGAGUAAAGACACUGAGUUCACAGGAAUGAUCGCUGAGAUCUUUAAGAUGGAAAAUGGACUUCAUGAGACAAAAGUCUACUACUUUGUGCAUAUGAGUGUUCAAGAGUUUCUCGCUGCAGUGCAUGUUUUCAUCUGCUACCUGAACAAGAACAUGCAGGAGCUUCAGUUUUUCUUUGACAAGCCAGAAGAAAAUAUCACAUUGCAGAAGCUACUGCAGAAGGCUGUUGAUAAAGCCAUGAAGAGUCAGAGAGGACAUCUGGACCUGUUCCUGCGAUUUCUGAUGGGCAUUUCACUGAAUACCAGUCAAAACCUGCUCACAGGCCUGAUCACACACACUGAAGAUACCAGUGUGAGCAUCAGAAAAAUAAGUACACACGUUAAACAAUUACAGAAACAGGACAUCUCAGACGAAACUUCAGUCAGUCUAUUCUACUGCUUACUUGAGCUCAAAGAUCAUUCAUUAUAUGAGGAAAUACAGGGUUACCUCAGCUCAGAUGAACAUCCAGGAAGAAAACUCUCAUCUUCAAUGUGCACAGUGCUGACAUAUGUACUGCUCAUGUCAGAGAAGGUGUUGGAUGAGUUCAACCCAAAGAGGUUCACGUCAUCUUUCAACUACAAGAGACUCAUCCCAGCUGUGAGAUGCUGCAGAAAAGCCCUAUUUGACAGGUGUGGUUUUGAUGAAACAUGCUGUGAAACUGUGUCUUCUGCUCUACAACAAUCAAACUCCCAUCUGACAGAGCUGGACCUGACUAGCAAUCGCCUGACAGAUUCAGGAGUGAAGCUGAUUUAUGAUGGACUGAAGAGUUCACACUGUCGACUGAAUAUACUGAGGCUGUGUGGGUGUCGUCUCACUGCUCAGUCCUGUGUAAGUUUGUCUUCAGCUCUACACUCAUCAAACUCUGUCCUGAGAGAACUGGAUCUGAGUAACAAUGACCUGCAGGAUCAUGGAGUGAAGCGUCUUUCUGAUGGACUGAAGAGUCCAAACUCUAAGCUGGAGAUAUUGAGGUUUUCCAUGUGUAAUCUCACUGCUCAGUCUUGUGGGAGUUUGUCAUCAGUUUUGAAAUCCUCAAACUCUGUACUGAAAGAACUGGAUCUGAGUAACAAUGACCUGCAGGAUUCUGGAGUGAAACUUCUUUCUGAAGGACUGAAGAGUCCAAACUGUCAGCUGGAGAUACUGAGGUAACUGGUUUUCCAUAAAAUAAUUAACAAAAUGCCACCACAAUA
Molecule: messenger RNA, 2648 nt
Organism: Labeo rohita (rohu)
Lineage: Eukaryota; Metazoa; Chordata; Actinopteri; Cypriniformes; Cyprinidae
Product: NACHT, LRR and PYD domains-containing protein 12-like
Exons: 7
Coding region: 130-2607 (825 amino acids)
Molecular function (GO): protein binding
Source: RefSeq, a predicted model, not a curated record